AUUCUGGGCCAACCUGAGCACCAAGCUCCCAGCCCUGCUGCAGCCUCCCCCCAAAUCUCCUGUCCCCAGAUCCUCCCCCGCCUGCUGCUGCUCCCCAAGGGGGCAGGUGUGAGCGCCAGGCCCCAGGGCCCCGGGAGGGUGUCCUUGCCAGGAGAGGGGUAGUGUCCGCUCAGCCGCCAUUUCCCUGCUGGGCACCAUGCUGAGCGAGGUGAAGGACCCAGGCAAACCGGCCGUGCAGCAGGAACUCACCAGCUGCCUGCUCCCAUUGCUGCUCCACCUGGCAGAUGAGGAGCAGAGAGUGAUCCUGAGCUGCAAAGUGACCCUCUUCUGCUGCACCGUGUUCCUCGGCUGGGCCAAUCUGAAGAGUCUCUUCUGCAGCCUGGCCUGGGACGGCUCCUCGCAGCUCUUGCCGUGCGUCGGGAAGUGCCUGUAGGAGUACCACACCACAAUGAGGAUACUAUUCUAUUUAUUAGGUUUAAUCCUUGCCGAUUGUGUUAUAGAAAAUAUUUCCAGUCCUGUAACAACGAAAUUAAGACAUGGCACUGUACAAAAGCUAGUAGAAGGUGACCAUGCUCUAGAAUGGGUAGACAUGGGCGGACAUGUAUUUAAACAAAAGAAUGGAUCGACCAUAGGGGCGUAUCUCCGAGGGUUAACGUUCACGCAGAAUGAACUGUGGAGAUGUCGUGCUGGUGACCGCCCUUUAGGGGAAUGGAGUAUUCCAUGACCUGUGGUAAACACCUAUUAAACAAUGGUGCCACAACAAUUUGCCUGGACACACUUUCAAUCUAAAGAUCUGGUGUAUAAUAGGGAAAUAAUAUCAGCAAAAACUUAUAAAGCACUGCUUUCAAACAGCCAGCGGUGGGAAAUUAAGUUACCAGUGUUUCGCAGUCAGUUGGUUACCAUCCAUUUAGAGCAGCAUCAGGGGUAUUGUCACCUUACUGUAAGAAAUGAACUAGAAGGAAAUAUUUUAUUAUAUUUCGUAAUGAGUAAGGAUGACACAAGGAAAAACUCCUUUAAUAUCCCUGGGUGGUUAAACAUGACUGUGUACACUAGCCCUCUUCGUAAGGAAUGCAGGUGGACAUUCGAUAAUCCCCACCUAUGCCUCAAUGCAUCUAUGGCACAACCAGCUUAUGAAGGAGAGAGACGGUGCCUCACUAAUUGUAAGGUACUAGUCCCUGAGUGGACCGGAUCUACCUGUGUGUACUUGGAUGUGUUAUACCGUCCAAUAGUAAAACCUGGACAAAUAAUGUGGGUGAUCAAAUUCUAUCAUGAUCAUUUUGCCACAGAAACGGCACCCGCAACGGUCGUGUCCCCUGAAAAGAUAGUACAAUCUGUGCCUAUGACGUGUGUGGAAAAUAAAUCACCACAGCGAGUAAGUUCCUUUAAAGCCUCGCCAAGUUGCAAAUCAGAUCUGCAACCCGCUAGAUAUGUCUGCACGGGCAUAUUUAUUGAUAACAUAACUGAAUCCGGCACUUGGAACGUAUUAGGAAUUUUCGGUGCAAAAUUCCCGGUUAAAAUCCUAGUGGCUGAAGAGCCCGAAAAAUACGAAAUUGGUCCAUAUGUAGUUAAAACCAACAUGGCUCGUCAGGUAUUGAUCGAACCUGAAUAUCACGUAAAAUGGGUACACGUACCGCUUUCAUCAAACACGGCUGACAUAAACAAUCGAUAUGAACCUUUUGUAGAGCCGCUAGUACAAGGUUGGCAUAAGUGGUUGCAGUUGAUUACUAUCUCUGACUCGCCACAACGUACCAAAAGGGAUAUUGUUGCUAAGGUUUUGGGUGGAGUUGGUGCUGGCAUGGGCAUUGCCUCAGCCAUCGAUAAUGCACGCCUAUCAAAAAGUUUAGCCAGACUGACAUCAGGUACCGAAGAUUUGGUACACCCCUUAGAAGAAUCCCUAUUAGGGUUAGACAAGGUGCAGUUAAAAGUGACAGAUCUAUUGCCAAAAUGGGCAAACUCACAGGAAGACGAUCACUUGAAAAUGUUAACUGGUAUGCAAGUGAUAAUAAAUGACACAGCGCUAGCUUUGGCUUGCAUUCAAGUACAAAAUAUGUUGUUUGAUUUAUCACGAAGUAUUAUUCGUGAUGCAUUAGUAGGCCAUCUUCCUGUGGAAAUUGCCACCUUGCUUUAAAAAGUGUCAACACCUUUUGAAAGAGAAAACCUAGACCUUUGGAACGUAUUACACUCUGAAUAUGAUCCAAGAUAUGAUGUGCUCCACAUUGUAAUAUUAACAGUCUUAAGUGCACAAAAAGAUCUAGUGUACCCUAAAGCCACGCUUGGACUGAACGUAAAGGGUUCAGUGAUGAUGCCGAUUAUAAAUCAAGCUUGGGUACAUCAAAACUCUGAAGGCAAUUUCAAAAUAGUUAACAUGCAAGUGUGCAUGUCGCAAGAUCAUUUAGGCUAUGUAUGCACAUCUAGUCUGUGGACCCAAGGUCACCUCUGCUUAAAUGAGGCAGAAGGCGAGUGUAAUUACGAGUUACAUCUAACCCCUUUCGGUAAUAACCAGUCUGUAGUCGUGCAGAUUAACCAACAUUGUAUCUGCAUACGAAGUUUAUGUCCCUCGUUCACAGUGAAUAAAUUUUACAAAGUGGUCAUGCCCAAGUUAAGUAAUCUGUGUCUGUGUAAAGUUUUUGAAAUACAGGGGUGUGACAUUACUGUCAAAUUGAUCAAUGCUGAUUACGAGGAUAUAACAGUACGGUACGCCGUUAUUGAUACCAUUACAUCGGUGUCAGUAGGGCCAAAUGUAGAAUCUAUUAAAGCUAUGAUGAACCAUCCUAAUCUGAAACAGAUCAUUGCAGACAUCAAAAAUAUUAGCGAAAAGGUACAUGUGGUUGUCCAACACUCAGCAGCAAAAAUUGUACAAGUUGGUAAAAAGAUCCACAUAAAAGAAACGUUGUGGACCAGAAUAUUUGGAGAUGUGCUUGGAGACAUAUCCUCCAUUAGUUUAAGGUCUAUUGUUACCAACCCAUUAAGCCUGGUCGUUAUAUAUAUCACCAUCCUAACUAUGUACACCAUAUUAACUUGUUAUAUCUGUUGUCCGCGGAGAAGAUCAAAGGAAGAAAUAUUUGCAUUUAAUGCUGCCUAAAUAAUGUGAUGAAUAUCUUCGUUUCCCAUCAGACAUCCAUCAAGGAGGGGAAAUGUAAGGCAGAAAUGUCAAAAUGUGAUCUAUUUGAAUGUAAAUGUAAAGGUCUGAUAUAUGUCACCCUGUAAAAUAUGUAAACAGUGCAAAGGACUGUAUAAUAUAUUUGUCAAUGUGAACUUUUAUCAUAAAUGUCUGUAUGUUUAGAAUAUGCCAAGAUUUGCCAUAUUUCAAGAUGGAGUCUGAAACUCCAUCUUGGAUUUAGAAGCUUCUGAUACCAUCCAUAUUAGCCAUAGGUUCUGUCACGUCCGCAGGUGACUGUUGAGAUUUAAAACAUCAUUCACCUGCCAGUUGC
Molecule: messenger RNA, 3431 nt
Organism: Pelodiscus sinensis (Chinese soft-shelled turtle)
Lineage: Eukaryota; Metazoa; Chordata; Testudines; Trionychidae
Source: RefSeq, a predicted model, not a curated record